UCUUUAUCGAAUGCUACUGUUGCUGAUUUAAAUAAAAGAUGGGAAGGUUUACCAAGCUCAGAUCAAGAAGAAAUUAUUUUACAACUCAAUGAAAGACAAAAGUUAAAUUGGAAAGAAUUAACACCAGAAGAAAAAAAAGCUGCAUGGUAUAUUUCUUAUGGUGAAUGGGGACCAAGAAGACCAGUUCACCAAAAGGGCGAUGGAUUAAAAAUCUUCGGCGGUGUUGUAUUGGGAUUAGGUAUCGCUAGUGGGUUAUUUGUUUUGUUUAGAUUGAAUGCUCCAGCUCAACCAAAGACAAUGACAAGAGAAUGGCAAGAAGCAAGUGAUGAAUAUCUUAAGUCUAAAAACGCCAAUCCUUUCACAUCUUAUUCACAAAUCCAAUCAAAAUAA
Molecule: messenger RNA, 390 nt
Organism: Ascoidea rubescens DSM 1968
Lineage: Eukaryota; Fungi; Ascomycota; Saccharomycetes; Ascoideales; Ascoideaceae
Gene: COX5B
Product: cytochrome c oxidase subunit Vb
Exons: 1
Biological process (GO): mitochondrial electron transport, cytochrome c to oxygen
Source: RefSeq, a predicted model, not a curated record